AUGCGCCUCAAAGAUGUUUUCUCUAGGAAACAUGGAAAUAUCGUGAAAGCAUCAAGCUGGCGCGAAGCCGACUCAACUAGGAACAAGAACCCUCAGGAUGGCUCAGCAGCAUCACUGGCGGGUGGGAUGGGGUCUCUAAACCUCGAUGGUCCUGACGUCGGACUAUCUGAUGUCGAAAGAGUCUCUCAGCAUGAAACGCCUGCUAAAGCUUCAAAAUUUUGUAAGAAAAGUUACUGGGCCAUAGCAGCCCAGCAACUGCAACGAGCGCAGCCUGCAUUGGCUGAAGCUCUGCUGAAAAUCCAGAGUGCCGCACUACUAGAAGGCCAGAACCUCGCCGAGUCUAUCCAAGCGCUCAAAGACAUGGGCAGCCAAAUAGCAGGUUUAGACCCUCUCCAUGCUGGUUUGCCAUGGGCUGGAUUUUGCCUGUUGAUGCAAACUGCGUUAAGCGAAUCUGAUCAAUACGCCGCUAUGGUCGCUGGUGUAGAAGAAGUCGCCAAGCUCAUUUCCCGCUAUACGCACGUCGAGUUCAUAUGUCAAAAACGGCAGGAGGUCACUCUCGAUAAUUAG
Molecule: messenger RNA, 567 nt
Organism: Letharia lupina
Lineage: Eukaryota; Fungi; Ascomycota; Lecanoromycetes; Lecanorales; Parmeliaceae
Exons: 3
Coding region: 1-567 (188 amino acids)
Source: RefSeq, a predicted model, not a curated record